CCUACCUUUUACUUAUAUCUUUUGUAGGAAAACGCAAUGGAUUCAUUAGUGGAGCGUGUCAAACAACUUGCCAAGGUAUCAUCCUCAAUUCUAUUGGUGGUGUGGGCAUGUUUGUAUUGUAUGUAAUAGUAUUCUUUAUUUUACUUCAGUAUCUUCAUUUCAUUCAGAUUCCACUUAUUAUUAUCGCGCGUAUCUUGGUGCUCUUUUGUCAUAUGCCAUUGUUAGUUAUAAAUCCAUUGGUAUGCCUAAACAAUGGCAUCUUGAUAUUUUUAGAAAUGAAAACAUACAAUAUUUUGCCCUUGCUUUUUAUUGGUAUUCUUAUCAACCAGUGACAGUGACAUUGGUGCCUUAUUUUGUAUUUUCUAUCUUUCAUGCAUUUGGAUAUAUUCGAAGUACGAUUAUUCCAGUAUUGUUUCCAGCAGAUCAAAAUCCAUGGAUUGCCCAAUUAUGUGAUACCAUCAAGUCCUAUACAGAUCAAUAUCAUGAAACAGCUAUGCAAAUAUCAGCUUAUGUUGAAGUAAUGAUUGUGAUUCCUCGAUUACUUUUAGGUGUUUUAUUAUUCCGUACUUCUAUUUUAGCCUUAAUUAUCUUUAGUCAUUUUCUUCGAUUACGUUAUUAUUUAUCACCUCAUACACAACAAGCUGUAUUCCAAUCUACUUUGUUUUUAGAUCAUUGGUUAUUACCACCUACCAAAGAUCCAAGGAUUCCACCAUGGUUAUCAAAACUUUAUUUCAAUCUUAGGGCAAUGAUUGUAAGGUAUGCAAGUGCGACUGGUUCGGUCACUUCUAGUUGUAUUCUUUUAUUAUUAGGAUCAUCAUUGACCAGUUUUGCCAUCAAUCCUGCAGAAUGGUAUAAAGCAAAUCCAGGGAUGGCAAAGAUUGGACCAGUGAAAAAUCAUCAAAUCACAGAUAUUCAUGGUCGUGUUCGAUUCUUCCAUGGUACCAAUGUUGUCAAAAAGGAAGCUCCAUGGUAUCGUUCUUUUGACUUUAAACCUGGUGAUUCAUUUGGAUUGCAAGAUGUACAGAAUUUACAACGUCUUGGUAUCAAUGCUGUUCGUUUGGGUCAUCAUUGGGCAGGAAGUGAGCCUGUACGUGGUCAAUAUAAUACCACGUUCCUAGAUAUUAUGAAACAACAAACUCAGUUGGCGAAUGAUCAUGGUAUUUAUAUCCUUGUGGAUGUUCAUCAAGAUGUUCUUGCUCAACAAUUUUGUGGACAUGGUGUACCAAGUUGGUUUGUCAAAACGGAUUGGGUACCAUCCUAUAAACGAUUCCCAGUACCACAAAAAUUAACACCAUUUACCACCAAUGAUCAAGGGAUACCAUCAUCAAGUGAUUGUAGUAGUUUGGAAUGGGAUUUGUCCUAUCUGACAGUAGCGGUGGCUAAUGCGUUUGGCCGAUUGUACAACAACUAUGAUGGAUUAGGGGAUGCAUUUGCUCUUUAUUGGAAACAAUUGGCCAGUCAAUAUGUGGAUACACCCAACAUCUUAGGCUACAAUUUAUUGAAUGAACCAUGGGUAGGUGAUCAAUGGGCUGAUCCAACGUUACUUGUCCCUGGGGUGGCUGAUCACAAGACGAUGGAAGCAUUAUGGAACCGAGCUGCCACCCAGAUCCGCAACGUAGACAAUAACACGUUGAUCUGGUUCGAAGGAAGCACAUUUGACAUUAAAUCGGGUUUCAACAACGUGCCAUUAGGAGAUGGGAGCAAGACCGUCCAAUCCUUUCACUAUUAUCGACCACCUCAGAUUGGCGCCAUCACCACCACAUUGGCCAAUCGUGCCGAUGACAGCAAGCGAUUGAACACCGCGGCUGUGAUGACGGAAUUUACCAUGUGGAUGGGUGAUCAGAGUCAGAUGGAUGGCAUCCAGACCGCUGUGAAUGCUGCCGAUGAUUAUAUGGUGUCAUGGAUGGGCUGGGCUUAUGAAAACUUGUACGAUGCCAAUGGCACCAUGUAUGCUGCUCUUGCCAAACAUUACAGUCGCGCUUACCCACAGGCCAUCAGUGGUACUCCUGACAAAUUCACUUUUAAUACCACCGAUAGCUCCUUCUCCUUGGUCUUCCAUGCUGAUCCAACCAUAGAUGCCCCUACAGAACUGAUCUUGCCCAAGGAUACUUUCCCCAAUGGUUACAAUGUUUCUUUUACCCCUGCCGAUGCUCUUGUUCCUUAUGCUCUGGAUGAUCAACGUACCUUGGCCCUCUUCACUCAACCAUCCAUCCAAUCUGGUCAAGCCAUCUCUAUCUCUAUCACAAAAAAAUAG
Molecule: messenger RNA, 2254 nt
Organism: Halteromyces radiatus
Lineage: Eukaryota; Fungi; Mucoromycota; Mucoromycetes; Mucorales; Cunninghamellaceae
Product: glycoside hydrolase superfamily
Exons: 7
Coding region: 242-2254 (670 amino acids)
Cellular component (GO): membrane
Molecular function (GO): hydrolase activity, hydrolyzing O-glycosyl compounds
Source: RefSeq, a predicted model, not a curated record